Molecule: messenger RNA, 1262 nt
Organism: Pocillopora verrucosa
Lineage: Eukaryota; Metazoa; Cnidaria; Anthozoa; Scleractinia; Pocilloporidae
Source: RefSeq, a predicted model, not a curated record
UCAUCUGCAAUGAAGGCAAAUAUCAUCCUAUUCACUGUGGGGAUAAUUUUAUCUUUGUCCCAAACAACAGAUACCACCCACCACGGAAAACAUUUUUCAGUUCACCAUCAACCAAAAGUUAACAUUCCCCAAAAAGCCAAACACAGAUUUCUCGAAAUGAAAAAGCAGCCACUUGAUGAGAAAACCGCUUAUCGAAAGCAACUAAGAUACCAGGAGGCCAAUAGUGCUAUGAUAAAAACCAGGCUGGAUGAUAGCCUAGGAAGAAUACCCUGGAGUAAUAACCAUGAAAACGUUGCAUCCUAUGUUGACGGAACAGGAGGUGUAUCACAACAGAGGCUUUUAGCAAUCAUGAACCAGUUAACCAAUGAUAUCAGAGUAAAUGGACGGAGAAUCACUCCUCUUCAAACGCAAAUGGUACAGCAAACUAAUGAUGGCGACAUCAAUCCGACAUCACCAGCGAGUAAUAUGCAGGACGAGAUGCAACCCGAUAUGCAAACUAGCAUGCAAGAUGAUAUGCAGAGUAACACCAAUGACAUGGGAAAUAAUGAAGUUAAACCUAUACAGAUACCAAUCAAUCAGAAGGGAGGUGAUGGUGCAACUGAUGCCAAUGGACCUGGUGAUGGUGCUAAUGGACCUGGGAUGUUUGAGCGGUUGAUGUUUGGCGGACUUUCCCAGAUAGUAGGAGGAGGAAAAGGGAGUAACAGUUACUCUGAAACUGGUGGUGGAAUGACCAACGUUCCUGGGUUAUCAUAUGGUGGAUCAAAUAAUAAUGGUGUUAUCAACCUUAUGGAAAGCGAACAUGGAUUAAAGCCAAUGCGGGGAAUGAAUGGCAUGGGGAGCAUAAAUGGAAUGAACGGGAUGAUGACUGGAAUGCAUGGGAUGAUGAACGGAAUGGGUAUGAUGAUGCCUGGAACGGGAAGAAUGAGAGGCAAUUCGUAUUUCUCCAGAAGAGGAGAGACCGCGUCAGCGAGAAAGAAACCGCGAUCAAAGCAUCAGGAAUUUCUUCGAAAGGCCGUGAAGGCAGCUUCGCUAUCAAAAGCAGAUGAAAGAAAAAACCUCCAAAGGAUUCCCACAGUUACCAUACACCCCAAGGCCAACAUUCUGAAGAAUAAGCCAUACGUUAUACCACUAAUCCCUAAUGAUAAAACAACUGACAGGAAACCCACAAGACCUCUGCAUGGUGCUUAAAAAUUGUUUAGAAGAAUUUCAAUUACUGAAAGGAAUGAGACAAUUGAGAUAUAUUUCAUCGUAUACAUUGGCGG